GCCUAUUCAAAAAGAAUUUGGUACUUCUACAAGCUGGUUCAACUCACAACAGCUGUUCGAUCAAAAGCAAUUGAUGAAAGAUUUUUAUAAACAUUAAUUAGAAUCCUAUUGUUUCAAGACCAACAUCUAGGUACUAAAAUCAAGUUUUUAUUCAAUCGGUAGUAGCCUAAGCAGUCAACGAAUUAAAAAUGAAGAUUUAUUUAUUGUAAGUUCUUCUUAUUACAUAGAAUAUACAUAGAGAUAGUACAGCUUGUGUAAUUAUGUCGUCAAAACAGAUUGACAACAUGGAUUGCAAGAUCUAUGUGGGAAACUUGAAUUAUUCAACAACCCGGGAUGAUUUGGAGGACGUUUUCCUCUAUUACGGACCAAUCAGGAACGUGUGGGUGGCUCGGAACCCACCUGGAUUUGCAUUUGUGGAGUUUGAAGAUAAAAGGGACGCUCAAGAUGCGGCCCACAAGUCGGAUGGAAAGGUUAUACGUGGGCAUAGGGUGCGAGUAGAAAGGGCCCGUGUUAUGCCCAGGUCCCGGAUCAGUGGAUAUCCUAGUUUGAUAUCAUCCGACCGCUGUUUUAAUUGUGAUAAACGCGGUCACUACGCAAGGAACUGUCCCAGAGGUCCUCAGCUGAGACGAGCUUCCUAUGAAGAGCGGGGACGCCGAAGGUCGUCCAGAGACAGGAGGUCACGGUCAAGGUCGUCCAGGGAGAGGAGGUCAAGGUCGCCCAGGGAAAGAAGGUCAAGGUCGCCCAGGGAGAGGAGGUCAAGGUCAUCCAGGGACAGGAGGUCAAGGUCCCGAUCUGAGAGGAGCAGGAGUGAAUCUAGGUCACGCUCUCGGUCUACAAGUAAAUAGGAUGUAAUUUGUUAAUUAUUUGAUACCCACGUCACUUGUACUAAAUAACAAUAUAUGUUACAAUUCAGAAAAAAUUGUAUUUUUUAUUUCAAUAAACUACGGUAGCUUAACUCUAUAUAGUUGGGUACCUAAUCAGCUCAA
Molecule: messenger RNA, 986 nt
Organism: Nilaparvata lugens (brown planthopper)
Lineage: Eukaryota; Metazoa; Arthropoda; Insecta; Hemiptera; Delphacidae
Product: serine/arginine-rich splicing factor 7-like
Exons: 1
Coding region: 261-845 (194 amino acids)
Molecular function (GO): zinc ion binding; RNA binding
Source: RefSeq, a predicted model, not a curated record